This is a messenger RNA of Syngnathus typhle (broad-nosed pipefish), 1054 nucleotides long. Its product is annotated as syntaxin-3-like. The record is from RefSeq and is a predicted model, not a curated record. Gene Ontology annotation, molecular function: SNAP receptor activity; SNARE binding. The coding region runs from base 201 to 1046 and encodes 281 amino acids. The transcript has 11 exons. NCBI's taxonomy places the organism in Eukaryota, Metazoa, Chordata, Actinopteri, Syngnathiformes, Syngnathidae. Gene Ontology annotation, cellular component: presynaptic active zone membrane; endomembrane system; plasma membrane. Gene Ontology annotation, biological process: intracellular protein transport; synaptic vesicle fusion to presynaptic active zone membrane; exocytic insertion of neurotransmitter receptor to postsynaptic membrane.
CCAUCAAACUCGGCCCACACUGGCAUGUGCAACUGAAUAUAAGCUGACCAAAGAACCUUGAACGUUGCCCUUUCUGAAUGGAGACUUUCUGCUUUUGAGCAUGGUCGCACGAAAGGCCCAGCGCUGUAUUGUACUUUCCUGAAAACAGAGCUUUCUUACCAAGAAUUGUGAUUGAACUCAACCAACCUGCCAUUUUCCUCAUGAUGAAGGACAGACUGGCACAGCUCAAGGAGACAAGUGAUGUUGGAGGGGAUGACGUUGAGGUUCCCAUGCAGAAUGAGGAUUUUAUGGAAGAUUUUUUUGCCCAGAUUGAGGAUAUCCGCUACAGUAUUGAAAAGACUGAUGACAGCAUAACAGAAAUAAAAAAACUCUACUCCACCAUCUUAUCCUCCCCCACAUCUGACCAGAAAACACAGGAUGAUCUUGAAGCAGUGACCAAUGAGAUUAAGAAAUCUGCCAACAACGCAAGAAACAAGCUCAAGAGCAUUGAACACCAGCUCGAGACAAACAAAGAUGAGAGGGCCUCUGCUGACCUCAGGAUAAGAAAAUCACAGCAUGCUAUCUUGGCGAAGAAAUUUGUUGAGGUCAUGACAAAAUACAAUGAAGCGCAAGUUGACUUCAGAGACAAGAGCAAAGGACGGAUUGCCCGACAGCUUGAGAUCACUGGCAAAGUAACAACUGAUGAAGAACUGGAGGAGAUGCUGGAAGGAGGCAACUCAACUGUCUUCACUGCUGGGAUUAUGGAUUCAAAAAUAAACCAGCAGGCCUUGAACGAGAUUGAGGCUCGUCAUAAAGACAUCAUUCGGUUGGAGAGCAGCAUCAAAGAACUCCAUGACAUGUUUGUUGAUAUUGCUAUGUUGGUUGAGAACCAGGGUGGCAUGAUUGACAGAAUUGAAAGUAACAUGGACCAAUCAGUGGGCUUUGUAGAAAGAGCAGUUGCUGACACCAAGAAAGCAGCCAAGUUCCAACAAGAAGCACGCAGGGCACGUGAAAGGGGAGCCGACAACUACGCGGCUCCCGGGCUGGUGCUAUGGCUAGUGUCCUAGAAGACGAG